This is a messenger RNA of Linum trigynum, 432 nucleotides long. Lineage: Eukaryota; Viridiplantae; Streptophyta; Magnoliopsida; Malpighiales; Linaceae. The record is from the annotation of a GenBank genome assembly.
AUGUCAGGGACUCAAUGCUGUGAAAACCCUCCAACUUUGAACUCAGCAAGUGGAGCUGGGCCUGGGCAUCUAGAUAAAGUGGCUGGCCUCGAUUCCUAUGUCGCUGGCUCUCCUGAUUCCAAGUCCGCCAUUGUUUUCGUCUCCGAUAUCUUUGGAUAUGAUGCUCCGAAUUUGAGCAAGUUUGCAGACAAGGCUGCAGCUGCUGGGUACUAUGUGGUUUUUCCUGACUUCUUCUAUGGAGAUCCUUACGCCGUUCCUGGUAACGCAGAGAGGACCAUGCAAAUCUGGUUGCAAGAUCAUGGACCGGCUAAGGGAUUCGAGGAUGUCAAGCCUGCCACUGCCAUCAAGAGCCUGAAAAGUAAAGGCGUCACUGCAAUUGGAGCUAUUGGUUUUUUGCUGGGGUGGUAUGAUAUUAGAUACUACUGCUCAUAG